AUGCUUAUUAAUGAGCUCAAAAAGUACUAUUUGUUGGUGAGUGAUGGCGAACAAGAAGACUCUGUGAAAUUGCACAAUGUCGUUCGAGAUGUUUGCUUGUCAAUUGCAUCAAAAGGCGAGCAUGUAUUUUUGGUAAGGAAUGCUAGAGUUGAAGAACGGCAUCCUUACACGGCCAUUUCUCUAACAGUGAAAGAUUACACAGUUCAACUACUUCCAUUUGGCAAGAAGAGUCCAUGGCUUAAGCUGUUGCGUCUGGUAUUCCAAUCAGACACUUUGUACCUAUCAAUAGAUUCUUUCGUGGGAAUGGAAGUUCUGAGGGUCAUGGAAAUUAACAACGCAUACAUUGAAUUUACAGUAUUAUGGCCUGCCCAAAAUUUAACGAGCAUUCGCACACUGUGCCUGGAUGGUUGCACAUUGCGCACUGGAACUUCAUCAAUGAUUGGGUAUAUGACGCAGUUGGAAAUUUUGAGCUUCUUUCAGUCCGCACUUGAAGACGAUCAGUUUCCAAGGAAAAUUGCUCAGAUGAGUAACUUAAAGUUGUUGGACUUGAGGGUUAGACGUAGCCUCCAACCUUUGCCUCGUGGUAUCCUGUCAAGCUUGAAGAAACUAGAAGAAUUGUAUUUGGCACCUGAUUAUCAUCUGCACCUGGGGAGAGAUAAAGAAGAAGAAAGAGAAUGCAUUAAAGAGAUCAUAUCACUCUCCAACCUUGAAUGCCUCCAAAUUCAUGUAUAUGACCUUAACCUCCUACUCCAAUUAUUGCAUGGAUUUCCCGCUCAGAGGUUGUCAAGAUUCCUCAUUGAAGGAGCUGCUUAUAAUAUGGGCUGGAGAGAUCUCAGUAGGGACUUUCAAUUUGGGAGGACUUUCGAACUUCAUUUGUCUCAGGAUGAACAGUUAAAACAAGCAUUGGAUCCUGCAGUUACCAGCAUUGUCAAGAGAGCUGAGAAUCUCACUUUGGACCUUUAUGAUGUGUCAAGCUUGAGGAAUCUUGUGAGUGACUUGGAUAAAGAUGGAUUUGCCAAUUUGAAAAGGCUUCAACUAGUGUCUGGAGUAUGCCAAUGCCUUGUUGAUUCCACCACCAACCUAGUUGCUCCACAUGUUUUUGGAGAUUUGGUUUGUAUGAAUUUUGUGGAAUGCAGUUUGCAAGAAAUAUGUCAUGGAAAUCUUCCACCUCGGUGCUUCAGUCAACUUCAAGAGGUGAAACUCCAAACUGUAGAUACAAUAAAGUACUUGUGGAUGGGGCCAAUUGAACCUCCAUCGCUUUGCAACCUCAGUGUUAUUGAGGUCACUUAUUGUGAUCAAAUUACAAUUCUAUUCUCACAAUCAGUAUUGAACUGA
Molecule: messenger RNA, 1335 nt
Organism: Coffea eugenioides
Lineage: Eukaryota; Viridiplantae; Streptophyta; Magnoliopsida; Gentianales; Rubiaceae
Product: disease resistance protein At4g27190-like
Exons: 1
Coding region: 1-1335 (444 amino acids)
Source: RefSeq, a predicted model, not a curated record